Molecule: messenger RNA, 1128 nt
Organism: Rhodofomes roseus
Lineage: Eukaryota; Fungi; Basidiomycota; Agaricomycetes; Polyporales; Fomitopsidaceae
Exons: 1
Coding region: 29-1018 (329 amino acids)
Source: RefSeq, a predicted model, not a curated record
CGACGACGACGACGACGACGACGAUGCGAUGGAGGAUGACGAUGAGGACGACGGGGAAGGUGAAGACGAUGAAGAUGAAAUGGAGGUCGUCGGCGAGGCGGUGGAGUCCAGCCGCUCUGCCCUUCCGCAAGACGAGUCUCGGAACUCGGAGGGAGUAGCGCGUGCCGAAGGGCGAGCACUAGUCCACACGGGCUCGGUAGAUAUCUGCGAACAACAGAACGCCUUCAUGCGCGAAUUCCGGAAACAGCUUGCGGGCGACGGAGACUGCACCGUACUUUCCGUUUCGCAAACGUGGGGGGACCUCCCCGCGUUGUGCACCCAGUACCACGAGGAGCUCGACGCGGAGCCAUACGACCGGACGCCCACUUGGAGGACCUCCCUGCCUGCCGUGCAUAGACUGUACCUCCAGAACGUGCACCCUAAACUCGUCCACAAGCUCUUCAUACACUGCGAGUUCCCCAAACUCAACUCGCUCAACCUCGACUACGACAUCGCCGGCCAGCCGGAGCGCACAGAGCUGCUGUCCGUGCUCCUCGACGCCGGCCGCCACCUGCUCCCGCUGCUCAGCACGUUCCACACGGAGAACGAGCUGCAUUGCCCGGACUGGGACGUCCUGAAGCGGUUCUACGUGGCGAUCGCGAACGUCACCGAGUUUACGCUCCAGUACUGGGCCGACUCGUACAACUGCCCGGAGUGGUUCGACGUACUGAAGGAGCAGUGGGAGUACGUGCGGGACCACCCCUGGGCGCACCUGCAGCCGUACCUCCCGCGCCUCCGCCUUCUCGUCUCGCACGGCCCCACGGGGGAGAAGCUGCGGGCCCUGCUGAAACUUCGUAAGAUCAUCAACUUUCCUAUCCGGGAGGUCUAUUACGUGCGAGGAUACAUCCUGCAGUACGAGAUUGACCAUCUGGGGGAUCAGCUGGAUUACUUCGAAUGCGACGAGGAGCCCACUGAUGAGUUGGAACACUUCAAUAUGCUGAUGCGUGCCGUGAGGUCGCAGCCCUUGGUACCGCCGUAACAAUGAAUGACAAUAAUGCCUAACGACUCGGACUUUACUCUCAAGUUAUGUAGAAUGUAAAGUGCGACUGUAUUAUGAUGGAAUUGACCAAUGGCGUGGUGUGUCCUUGA